This is a messenger RNA of Paramisgurnus dabryanus, 4211 nucleotides long. The record is from RefSeq and is a predicted model, not a curated record. Lineage: Eukaryota; Metazoa; Chordata; Actinopteri; Cypriniformes; Cobitidae.
UGUUAUGUAGGCGGUAAAAUUGGCCAUAUUGCCAGGGCCUGUCGCAAUAAAGGUAAACAGAGGGGACGAGAUGUCACCGAAAAGAGAGGAAAAAGUAUGCGGCCAUAUAAAGCAUUUAAUGUCAGUGAAAGUAAUUAUGACAGUGAUGAAGCAGAGGAAACGUUCACUUUGGCAUGUGUUAAAACUGAGUCAGAGAAAAAAGUCAAGCCUUUUACUGUUGAAUUACAAGUGGAGGACAGACCUGUAGUUUUUGAAAUUGAUACAGGAUGCAGCGUAAGUCUGAUGAAUGAAGGAAUGUUCAAAGACAUUUGGAAAGACUCACACGCUCCUAAAUUAAGAUCUUCAAAAAUCAAGUUAAGAACGUAUACAGGAGAAGCACUAGAAAUAGUGGGUGUGGCUGAUGUUCAGGUGCAGUAUCAAGAGCACGAGAAGAAAAUGCCACUUGUUAUAGUGAAAGGAACAGGACCAUGCUUACUGGGUAGAGCCUGGCUGGAAGAAAUUCAGUUACCAUGGAGUGAGAUAAAAUUGGUACAGUCAGAUGUGAUGACAUUACAAGAAGUACUAUCUAAGCAUGAUGAAGUAUUUAAAGAGGAGCUAGGAACUUUAAAGGGCACCACUGCUACUCUUCAUGUGCCGGCUGAUGCUAGCCCCAGAUUUUUUAGACCUAGAUCUGUACCAUACGCCUUAAAAACUAAGGUGGAAGAAGAAAUUAAGCGACUGCUACAAAACAAAAUUAUCUCACCUGUUAAAUAUGCAGAAUGGGCCGCUCCUGUGGUUCCUAUCCUAAAACCAGAUGGCAGCAUAAGAUUAUGUGGUGACUAUAAACUUACAGUCAACAGAGUGUCAACCUUAGAACAAUAUCCUAUACCAAGAGUGGAAGAUCUGUUUGCUCGAUUGGAUGGAGGUAAGCAGUUCACAAAGUUGGACAUGAGUCACGCAUACCAACAAAUUGUUAUGGAUGACAACUCUAAAAAGUAUCUGACUGUAAACACACACAAAGGAUUAUUUACCUAUAAUCGGUUACCAUUUGGAGUUUCUUCAGCCCCUGCUAUUUUCCAGAGAACCAUGGAGGGACUGUUACAAGACAUUCCAGGAGUGGUUGUGUAUCUGGAUGAUAUACUGGUGACUGGUGUUACCCAAGAAAGUCACUUGAAGACACUAGACGAAGUGUUAGUGAGAUUGAAAGAAGCUGGCUUGCGCCUAAAACGAGGGAAAUGCACAUUUCUGGCAGACGAAGUGGAAUAUUUAGGCCACAAGGUAGAUGCACAGGGUCUCCAUCCUACAGAGAUUAAAGUGAAAGCCAUUGAAGAGGCACCUGAACCAAGAAAUAUCACAGAGCUUAAAGCAUAUUUAGGGCUGCUGAAUUAUUAUAAUAAAUUCCUUCCAAAUCUGGCAACGCUGCUAGCCCCCCUACAUCUGCUGUUAAAGAAAGAUGUUCAGUGGAUGUGGAAAAAGUUACAACAAAAAGCGUUUAAGGAAUCUAAAGCCCUAUUGAGAAAAGCCAAUGUGCUAGUGCAUUAUUCAUCUGAGUUCAUUAUUCAUGUGGAGAAACCUCUGGGAUUUAUGUCAAGAACGCUAACGCCUGCAGAGAAGCGAUAUUCACAGUUGGACAAAGAAGGCUUAGCUGUGAUUUUUGGCAUUCAGAGAUUUCACAGGUAUUUAUAUGGUAGAUCAUUUACAAUUCUUACUGACCACAAGCCCUUGAUUAAUCUUUUCAAUGAAUCCAAGGCAAUUCCUCAAAUGGGGUCACCUAGAGUACAGAGGUGGGCUGUGAUGUUACAAGCAUAUCAGUACAAAAUUGAGUACAAACCAGGUAAAUGUCAUCAAAAUGCAGAUGCUCUGAGUAGACUCCCAAUGCCUGGUAAUGGAGAACCUGAUGACAAUGAUGAUCAAGUACUAAUGAUGGAAUUAAUGGAUGAUUUGCCUGUUAGCGCUGAACAAAUAAAGAAAUGGACAAAACAUGACAUCAUACUCUCACAAGUACAUGAGUACAUCCUGAAGGGCUGGCCUAGCAUAGUAGAGCCACAGUUUUUACCAUAUUUUCAUAGGAAAGAUGCACUGAGUGUUAAAGAUGGAUGUGUCACUUGGGGAGCUCGAAUCAUUAUACCAACCCAGGGACGAGCUGCUUUAUUGACUCAGUUACAUCAGACCCAUUCGGGAAUGACACGAAUGAAAGGAUUGGCCCGAUCAUACAUGUGGUGGCCUGGAAUGGAUCAAGAUGUGGAGAGAGUUGUGCAGAAUUGUGAGGUAUGUCAAAGUUGUAAGAAGGCACCUGCUCAAGCUCCUUUGCACCCAUGGGAGUGGCCAGGCUCACCCUGGGAACGACUUCAUGUAGACUAUGCGGGCCCCUUUUUGGGAAAAAUGUUUUUAAUUUUGGUAGAUUCCCAUUCUAAAUGGUUAGAAAUUUACCCGGUAACACAUGCCACUUCACAAAUCACUAUUAUGAAAAUGAGACAGUGUUUUAGUACACAUGGAUUACCUAAAAUGAUUGUGACGGAUAAUGGAACAUGUUUCACAAGUGAAGAGUUCAAGAUUUUUAUGAAGAGAAAUGGCAUUCAGCAUGUUAUGUCUGCUCCUUACCAUCCUUCAUCAAAUGGCCUUGCAGAACGUGCUGUACAAACCUUCAAGGAGGGGAUGAGGAAGUUAACAGGUGACACUGUGGAGACAAGAGUAGCAAGAUUCUUGUUUAAUUAUAGAAUCACACCUCAUGCAACAACUGGAUUGGCACCUGCUGAAUUGUUAAUGUCCCGUAAGUUAAGAUCAACCUUUGAUUUGCUCCUUCCUGACCUGAGGACUAAAGUCCUACAAAAACAACAAAAACAAAGAGAAAGCCAUGAUAAACAUUGUAAAUUCAGAAGUUUUGAACCUGGAGAUUCCGUGUAUGUGAGGAACUACAGCUUUGGUCCAAAGUGGAUUCCGGCCGUAGUGGAAAGUUGUACUGGACCUGUGUCAUACAAAACUGCUAUUGGACAAGGACAAAUUGUAAAGAGACAUGUGGACCAAAUGCAAAUUCGUGGUGCUGAUGAGAUGCUGGAGAUAUUUCUACCCUCCGAGAAUGAACAGGGUGUCGAUGCUUCUGUCUUGCCAAAGCUGGAUUUUGCUAAAGCACCUGUAGGUAAAGAAAUGUCUGCAUUUGAGAAAGAACAACCAUCAGAAUUGUCUGUUACUGAGAACCAACAAUCCUCAGAAGUGCCUGUUGCUGAAAAAGACACUAAUGUUCACACAAAGCUGCGAAGAUCAGGAAGAGAGAGAUGCCCUCCAGCUUAUUUGAAAGACUAUGUUACAUGAGUUAAGUAAAUGCAUAAAAAUGAUCAGUACAAUACAUUGGUCCAAGAGUUAAUGAGAUCUGUGGGAUAAUGUGUUGUUAAUAUAGGAUUGUGUAACUUAUGUAAUUGCUAUUUGUAAAUUCUACUUGAGAUUUAUUGUUAAUUAGUCCUAUUACGUGAAAAUCUUAAAUACAGGAAAAGACCCCCAAGUUCCAGCUUAAGAAGGAGGGGAUGUAGUAUCCUGGAGUAUCCACUAGGGGUCAGUGUUGGUUUAUAUAUAUAUAGGUGAUGUACUUCAUGGUGUGUUCGAAGUAGAGUGCAAUGUGAAGCACGUUGUGAAUUGUUUGUCUUGUGUGUAACUCCAACGCCUCAGUAAAGUGUAAGCUUUGAUAUGCAGCAUCUCUUUGUUGGUGAUUCUUUACUGGAAGAUACUACAGUAAAUCACACGAGGCCAAAGAUCGAGGUGAAAAAGAGAAAUAAAUCGUUCUGCGAUCGUUUAACGCGAUGAGACACGAAGCCUUAAAAACCACAGGCUACUCCAGCCCAAAGAUUAGUGUAGCCCUUGUGUCCGGCUUCACGUGGCUUAGCGUUAACCAGUAUGACAUCACAGUACCGCGUGUUUACACUGUUUCGUGGGCUUUUGAAUCACUCUCGCGGUACUUCAAUGUCUGCGCAUGUCUGCAUGAAGUCAACCACUCAUGCUUGUAACAGGGGUAGCAUUUGUGCGCUCAGUGAUUUAGGGUGUUACAAAACAAGAUUAUUACAUUAAUAUUAUCAAUUAGUAUUGUAAUAAAGCUUUUUAAAUGUUUGUUAAUGAUUAAGUGUCAUUAACAAACUCUGAUUUAAAACAUCAAUAUAUAUGCUACGUAAAUUUUCCUUAAAUCAUCAAAACAUCCAAAUUCAAUGAAACAAAAACAACAACAAUGUAUUUAAGAUGAGACACAU